Messenger RNA from Drosophila willistoni, 757 nucleotides. Its product is annotated as ninjurin-B. Lineage: Eukaryota; Metazoa; Arthropoda; Insecta; Diptera; Drosophilidae. Gene Ontology annotation, biological process: cell adhesion; tissue regeneration. The transcript has 3 exons. The record is from RefSeq and is a predicted model, not a curated record. Gene Ontology annotation, cellular component: membrane. The coding region runs from base 26 to 757 and encodes 243 amino acids.
AAACAGAAUUCAAAUAUUAUUUACAAUGGCCAGCAACAAGGUGUUUGUAUCCACCCAGGAUGAGGAAAUAUUCGAAGAUGUUUAUAUUACCGCCACACCAGGAGACCUUCGUUCUCUUGCUCCGAUAGAUAAAAGAAAUGAAAAGGAGCCUGCCGAAAACAAUGUCAUGGUAAUGGAAGAGAAAAUGACUAACCAACUGAAAUUCAACUCCAACAAAAACGAUGACAAGGAUGUGUUUGUAUCCAUUCAGGAUGAGGAAGAACCCGAAGAUAUUUGCAUAAAGGCUCUUUCAGUAAAAUGUUGCAACGUUACAGCCAUGGAUAAACGAAAUGAUAAAAAGCCUACAAUGGAUGUGAUUGUAGUCGAACAUCAAAUGACGAAUCAAUCGAAAGUCAAUCAAACUGAGUCCAUCAAUCAAAGUGAUAGCGAUCUAACCGAUGACCAAAAUUAUGCGGCAAAUAAAAAUACAGCCGAAGGCCUGAUGGAUAUAGCUCUGCUCUCAGCUAAUGCCAAUCAAUUGCGUUUUCUGAUUACCUACACUCAUGACGCAAGCACUUUCUAUUUUAGUUUAACUCUGGUGGUAAUGUCCUUGGUACUACAAUUAAUUGUUGGCACAAUGCUCAUCUUUAAGAGACGCCAGCUGCGUAAUCGAAGUCGACAUUGUGCCAGGACCAAUGAGUUUUUGGUAAUGGGCAUUUUUAUGAUAACCGUUAUCAAUGUUCUAUUGGCUGCCUUCACUGCCGCUGCGAAUCCUUGA